UGCUGCCCCGGGCGCCGGCCCCCCUCAUCAGCUCGCUGUCCCCUACCCCGGGGUGCGUCCCUGGUAACUCCUACCACUUUAGCGUCCCCGCCGAGUCGAGCCGAGGGGGCUGCGAGCAGGAGGCAGCCGCAGGCCCCUGGCCGCAGGAUGGUGGCGGGGCUCUCUCGGGCCCGCAGUCCCGGGAGCUGGCUGGUCCCCGGGCUGUGGCUGCUGGUGCUCAGCGGUCCUGGGGGGCCGGUGAGCGCCCAGGAGCAGCCCUCCUGCAGAGGAGCCUUUGAUCUCUACUUCGUCCUGGACAAGUCUGGGAGUGUGGCAAAUAAUUGGAUUGAAAUUUACAAUUUUGUCCAGCAACUUACCGAGAGAUUUGUGAGCCCUCAAAUGAGAUUAUCUUUCAUUGUGUUUUCUACUCAAGCAACCAUUAUUUUGCCAUUAACUGGAGACAGAAGCAAAAUCAGUAAAGGCUUGGAGGAUUUAAAAGGUGUUAGUCCAGUAGGAGAGACAUACAUCCAUGAAGGACUAAAGCUAGCAAAUGAACAAAUUCAGAAAGCAGGAGGCUUAAAAACCUCCAGUAUCGUAAUUGCUCUGACAGAUGGUAAGUUGGACGGUCUGGUACCAUCAUAUGCAGAGAAAGAGGCAAAGAUAUCGAGGUCAUUUGGGGCUAGAGUUUAUUGUGUUGGUGUCCUUGACUUUGAACAAGCUCAACUGGAAAGAAUUGCUGAUUCCAAGGAUCAAGUUUUCCCUGUCAAAGGUGGAUUUCAAGCUCUUAAAGGAAUAAUUAAUUCUAUACUAGAUCGGUCAUGCACUGAAAUCCUGGAAUUGCGGCCUUCAAGUGUCUGUGUGGGGGAUGAAUUUCAGAUUGUUUUGUCUGGAAGAGGAUUCAACUUGGGCAGUCGGGAUGGGAGUGUCCUCUGUACCUACACUGUGAAUGAAACAUACACAAAGAGCGUUAAUCCAGUAAGUGUGGACGUUAAUUCUAUGCUUUGUCCUGCACCUGCCCUGAAUAAAGUUGGAGAAACUCUUGAUGUUUCAGUGAGCUUUAAUGGAGGAAAAUCUGUCAUCUCGAGCUCAUUAAUAGUCACAGCCACAGAAUGUUCUAGUGGGACUGCAGCCAUCAUUGCUAUUUUGGUGUUACUGCUACUACUGGGCAUUGGUUUGAUGUGGUGGUUUUGGCCCCUUUGCUGCAAAGUGGUUAUCAAGGAUCCUCCUCCACCACCACCUCCUGCACCAAAAGAGGAAGAAGAAGAACCUCUGCCUACGAAGAAAUGGCCAACUGUGGAUGCUUCCUAUUAUGGUGGUCGAGGGGUUGGAGGAAUUAAAAGAAUGGAGGUUCGUUGGGGUGAUAAGGGAUCUACUGAGGAAGGUGCGAGGCUAGAGAAAGCCAAAAAUGCUGUGGUGAAGAUUCCUGAAGAAGUUGAGGAACCCGUCAGGCCGAGACCACCUCGGCCCAAACCCACAUACCAGUCUCCUCAGACAAAGUGGUACACACCAAUUAAGGGUCGUCUUGAUGCGCUCUGGGCUCUGUUGCGGCGGCAGUACGACCGUGUUUCCUUGAUGCGGCCUCAGGAAGGCGAUGAGGUAGAGAUAACCAGAUGGUGUAUGAAGGAGCCUCUUUCAUUACCAGACCACUCUGGUUAAUAAUUCUGCCUCUUGAGGGUUUAGUUUAAUAAACAAAUCAGCGGACACAGAACUAAACCGGGAGUCAAGCACAUUUCCUCUGCAAGUCCCGUCACGCUGAAUUUCAAGCCAAAUGCUCUCCUUUUAUGGCUCAGAGGCCGCACCGGGCUCAUUUGCAGAAUAAUUCACCGCUCAAUCGAAGUCCUUGAUCGGGUAAUUGAAGUUCAGGCACAGAGUAUCAAAGCGGCGCGAGAAAUCCCCGGCUCGGUCCCGGCCCCGCUCCCCCGUGCGCGCCGCCAGCUCCUGUGGAGGGGGCGCGGUCCGCGCGCUGCGCACAGACCCGGCCCAGGCUUUGAUUGUGGCUGCAAGUCCUCCGAGUCAUGAAUGUUUCAGCGCGCGGCGCGCGAGGUGAGGGCCGCGCGUCCAGGUGUAAGCCAGCAGGUUGUCGCCGACAUCUGUUCGCAGCAGCGGCAGCCGCCUCCCCGGCCCGCCGCGAGCGGCCGGAUUGUCAGCGGAGGUAGUUGAGAGCGGCAGAACCAGUUUGGUCUCCCACUCGCUGCCUGGAGGCCUGAAACACCAAAGGUAGGGGUGCGAGUGGACACAGCUGCGCUCCCAAACUUGCCUUAGGCACAAAUAAAGAGAUCUAAUGCAGUCUGACUCCGUGGAGGUGGGGAGACUAGGACAGAAAGCCACUUCAGAGACAACUUAACGCUGCCACAUCUGCCGCCAAGUUUCCAGGGAGUGACGGGGGACAGCAGGUACAGAUUGAAGUCUCCACGUAAACAACCUCCAUUAAGCCAUGGACGCUUUUGAAGGGCCUCCAUCAAACAUGCUGGAGUCCGCAGCAGGAGUUUGUUUGGUUUUCAAAGCAGUGUUUUGUUUUUGCAAUAACAAGGUAAUUUAUAAAUCAUGCAUUACCAUGCGUGCUCCUUUUUUAUUUGAAAAGUGAGAGUUGGAGAAGCAGAAAAGGCAAAGAAAGAAGAAAGCGCAACACUAGUUUGGAGUCGUUCCACGAACCAAUUAAAUCUCCGAGGAGCUUCUUGGCUGUGUGAUCGAGGUUAUGUUAACCUUCAGGCCGCAAUCCCUCAUUCACCAGUAAACCCACGUAAAUUUAUACCCUGCAAGAGAGGAAUCCUAGUAAUGGUGACACCCGUGAAGCGCAUCCACUGUUUGUUUGGAAACUUGUAUCAUGGGGCUACUUACUUCAUGGAGAUGAAAGGAAAUUAUUUUCCAGAUGGAUGUAAAUUUUUAGUAAAACGAAACUGAGAAAAUUCCAUUAGCUUUAAUUUUCUAUUUAUAAAGGCAGUAUGCCUAGAGUUGGAUAUUAAACAUGAAAUUUUAAGUCGAAAAUCAGAAUUGCAUGUUCAGGGAAGCAUUUUUUCUUUUUGAGGCGUCUUCCCACUCUGUCACCUAGAUUCAGCUGGAAAGAAAUUCCAGAAUGUGUAUACUUUUCAGUGGGAAUAUUGCAAAAGCUCAUGAUUGGGCACACACUCAUAUGACAUAAUGAGAAUUGGUUUAAAUAUUAGUGUGACAAAUAAAGCUCCAGGGUAUGGUAAUAUAAUAGUCUGUGGUAAUAUAAACUGUUAUUAUUAUUAAAAUUUAGGCUCCCUCCCCCGAGGGAACACUUGCAAGGUUACUGGGAGGUGAAGGAAAGGUGCUAACUCAAAGGUAUCCUUUGGAGUGGGAGUAGCCAGGGAACAGCGGCCUGGGGACAGAUGCUAGAGUGUGGCCAAGUUUUCAUCAGUCAGCGGUGAAAUAAGCGACAGAAGUGCAUAGUGAGUUUCCAAUUAAGCUAAAUUUAUUAUGUUGAGAGGACUUUUAUUAAUUGUGCAGAUAUAAUUUUCAGGUUUUAAAAUGAUUGAUGGUAGCUGCUUUAAAAAAGGGGAAGUCCAUUUUGACAGAACCUAAUGUCCGUCCUCUGAUUUUUAAAAAAUCUACAGGAAAAAAAAAAAUCUGAGAACAUAGAUAGCACAGGUUUAUUUAAAAGACUCCAGAGAAACCUGAUGACCUCAAUGGCAAAUGAUUAAGGCUGCGACCUCUUGUUUAUGUCUGUAGUUCUAGCUUAUGCUCACUUCCCUGCCUGUCCUGCAGCUGAAUUCUCAUGUUCAAAACACACUGACCUCCCUGUCUUCCCAGGCAGCUUCUUCGAUGACCCUAACCCUCCCCAGGAUCACUGUGAGGUCCAGCGUGCUUACAAAUCACCCAGUACUUGGUGCUAUUAAACCACUUCAUCUUCAGACUGAAUUGCAUUUUGGUAGCAGAGAUCGAGUGCCACCCUGCCUUUAAGUUCCCCACCACAUUUGCAGAAUGUAAACCGCUUGUGGCGUUUCUGAACAGAUUAAAACCUUCACUCGAAUGAUUUGAUACUUGUUUUCAGUGCUUGGAAUUAUGCUGCUAAUGGCUGCAUUUUUACACUUAGUUUUUAGUUUCCUUCUUAAUAUUUUGUGUCCUACAGCUGGACUUGGCAAUGGAUUUUUUAGGAGCUGUAAGGAAACCCUUUAAUUUAGCCUGAGUCAUUGAGGCCUUGUGUACACAAAAUGCUCCUGGUACUUUCAGACCUUUUCCUUUUUUGAAUUCUUAAUUGAAAGAAUAGAGAAAAAUGUCAAGAUUUUUUUAAAACUCAAGCGAUCGCUUACCUUUUAUUUUUGUAAGGUCUGAAAUUUUAUAUGAUCGUUGGAACUAAUUAUGAUUGACCUGACUGGGAAAACUACCAUCAGAUUUUUCUACCCUUUGUGUUAUCACUAGUAAUCUUUCAUUCUGAUUAUCUCUUGUCUUUCUAUUUUGGGGCAUCCUUAAAAUACCUGAAAUAUCCUGUUUAAAUUAGUAGAAGUAAUAGCUUUGGUUUAUAUAAAUUUGAAAGAUAAAUUUUUACUAGAAUAACACAUGAACAUGCCAUUAUUACUACAAUCCCACUGAGUAUGUGUAUAUAUGUAUAUGUGUAUGUUUACUAUAAAUAUAUCUGUGUAUAUACCUGUAGAACAUUUUCUCAGUGUGUAUGUUAUCAACUAAUGCCUGUUUCAGUGGGAAAUAAUAAUUUCGUGAAAUAGAGUACUUCUUUUCAUACUAUUUCUUAGGUUAAUUAUGGAUGGCGAAAGUGUUGGCUCAGUUUGGUUCCCUAAAGUGAAAUAUAGAAUAUGUGAAAUGUAAUAAUUUAAAUUACCUAAGUAGUAUAAGUAGAAUCUGGAUACUUAAAUGGCUUCUUAACCCCCCAAGCCAGGCAGAAUUUGCAUUUAGUGGUCUCAUACAUAUUUUAUGUAUUAACUUAUAAAUAGUUUAGAUUUUCUUCGUUAGAUUUCUUGGUUAAAAUUGAUCAACAGCUUUUGACAGUCAAGAGACAAAAAUUUUUAUAUUAGUGUAAAUACUGUCUUCACAAAUUAAUGUGCUGAUUUUAGAAAUAAACUUUUUUUUUCAUCAUCAGUGAGCUUUACUACUACUGUUUAGCUACACUAAAAUAAUACUUCAAAAAAUAUCAUGACUUAUUACUGGUUGUUCAGGGCUAACUACAUUACUUUCUUAGCCUUAAUAUACAACAUUGCUGUAGAACAUCUUGAGGACAUCAAUUAAAUCAUCUAACUGGGAGUAGAAAUGUCAGCACAGAUAUAAUUUUUGACUUUUUUUUAAUCCAUUUUAAGUACCUUAUGUAUAGCUUUUUUACAGAGAAUUAAAUAUAUUUAAGUAAAUCACUUUAUAAUUUCUAAUAAUUUACAAAAUUAUAAUCAGUUUUCAAUUUAGAGCUCAAAGGACCCAGUCGAAGGGGGAAAAAUGCAUUAAAUUUUGUAGACAGUUUAUUAUUUUAACAAAGUACAUUACGAUGGUGCCUUCAUGUCUACCAGACCCCCAUUUAUAAGUUUAGUUUAAGGAAAGCUUCAUAACUCAGUUAAGGAAACUGGCUUGAGUAGGAAGAUUUUAUUGUUCCCUUAUUCUUCAAAAUGAAUUUAUAUUAACACAUUAUAUAAAUAUAUACUUUAAGGAGAAAUAAAUGGUUUUUUUUUUUGCUAAAUAUCUUUCAUUUUUAUUUCUAAGUAAAAUAAAAUACUAGGAUUUUUGUAAUACACACUUUUAAUCUCUAAGACCUUUUUAAAAUUGCUUCACAUAAUCUUUAUAUUUUCCAUUAAUUCUGCACUGAAUCAAAUUGCAACCUCUAACACUUGAGGAAUUUGAAACUGAUAUAACUUUGAGGUAUAGAAUAAAAAUGAUUUACUAUUCAAACUUUGCGAGAAAUUGUGUUUGAGAAUACCAGUAGACAUUCACUUGUUUAUCAUUAUAUGACUAGAUUAAAAAUUAGCUCUUAUUUCAAAGGGUUAUGAGGAAUUUCUUGGGUUUUUUUCUUUUUUCUUUCUUUAAAAUUAAUGAAGUUGGGAUAGUUUUUACAAACUUGUUCCCAUUUCAAAACCAUUUUACUCUCUGAUAUACCUCAUAUCUCUCUCCUUAGAGAGCUCUUUUCACUUAAAAAAUGCGGAAAAAAAGAUGUAUCUGAUUUCUUAAACUUUAGAUUCCUAUAAUGUUUCUUAGCAAGCAGGUUAGUAUACUGAAAAUAAUUUGUAUUAUAACUAUAUUUUAGAAUCUUCUCCACUACUAAGCACAUUUUUUGUUUUGGAUCAAAAUUAGAGAUUUCGAACCAUUUUUUUCUUAAACCAAGCACUGUUUCCUGCUUACAGUAAAUUCUUCUAUUAGAGCCAUUUCCUGACACUAAUGGUAUCUUAACAAAGAGUUUAUUAUGAAUUCAGUAAAUUUUAUUCAAAUAGCAUUAAGAUCUAUCCUAAUGAGAAUGGGCUAUACACACAAAGGAUUAUAUGGUUAUGCAAUUAUCCACACUGUUAUCAUAUCAUAUCAUAUAUCAUAUCAAAUCAUAUCUUACUUGCCUAACAAAGUAAAUCUGUAAAACGUAUUUCAAUAAAGAAUUCAAAUAGUACAUUUACAUAUCUAGUGUGCAGAUAAAAGCUCUAUCUAGAGUUAAGAGUGUUUACUCUCUGAUUUCUUUCUCUACAUCAUUCAUUUCUCUCUCUUCCCCUAACUUUGGCUGAUUCCUAAGGUUUAACGGUUGGUCUCCUGUUAUUCUCACAACUCACUCUUCUCUAGAGAGCACAUGGACUCGCACUGCUUUGCUAUCAUCAUUAACUGCAUUUUUAGACAAUUCCCUCAUCUCUCCUAAAUUCUAUUUGCAUAUCUCUGAGAACCUUCUUAGAUGUCCUGUUGUCACCAGAUCUCUAUGUAUGGCUUUCAAACUGUAGUUACUAUAUAGCUUUUCUGUCUCUUAUUCUCUCUGCUCUUCACCUGAUGUAUCUAAGUUGAUGCCCAGCUGACUUCAUGGUUCCCACAACUCAAUGAGUAGGGUCGAGACUUUAGCUUUCUAAUUCUGUGUAUGAAAUCUUAUGCCAACAAAUCAUAAUAUUUCACUAUGAUGCAAAAAAUAAGCUAUUGAGGAAUAUAUGCAUUAGACUAGUGAUUCUUAAGAGAUGCAUCACUUUGACUUUGUACACUUUAAAAGUUUUUGUUAUCAUGACUUAUGAUUUUAGGUUCAUGAUUCUUUCCCUGAGACUAAGCUACUAAGAAAAUCAAGACAUCAGAGCAGUUCUGAAAUUUGAUAAAUAUGAAUUAUUUCUUAUAAAGAUAUGGCUGAGGAUGCUGAUACAUAAAAAUGUUAUUUACAUGGAGCUGAGAUUUAUCAUUUUGAAUGAUAAUUAACUUAAUUUAUAAUUAAAUCUAUUAAACAUUUUCUGAGUUAUAAAAGUAUGACACCAUUUUCUUUUACGUGGAAUUUUGAACAGAUAAAGGCUUAUCAUUUUUAUUAAUUCUCCUUAUCAAGAUACGUUUAUUAUUUUAUUGUUUUCAGUUGCAUUGUUCUCAUCUUUUUUUCUUUUUCUUUUUUUUUUUUAAAGAUUUUAUUUAUUUAUUUGACAGAGAGAGAGAGAGUGAGAGCAGGAACACAAGCAGGGGGAGUGGGAGAGCGAGAAGCAGGCUUCCUGCCGAGCAGGGAGCCCGAUGUGGGACUCAAUCCCAGGACCCUGGGAUCAUGACCUGAGCCAAAGGCAGACGCUUAACGACUGAGCCACCCAGGCGCCCUCUCAUCUUUUUGUCUAAAUCAGAUUUAGUCUGCUUCAUAUUUGACCCAAGAAGAGUUUUCAGUGAUUGGAGUUCUUGUGAGAUCUGUAUUUGUCCCAGUGAAAUCAUACAUUAAUGUCAGUCUCUUCCAUAAUCAUCUCCGUGCAGGGCUGUAUAUGGCUUCUGCUAGCUCUGAGUGCCUUGUUGGUCCAGUUUAUAGAAAUGCUGGCUCUUUUCUGCAGAGAGGAGAGGGCUGAUGAUUGAAUUCAAUUCAUACUCUCCAGAAGAGGUGUGACGGCUCUAUCUGUCCUCUGAAUCCAGAUUUAUGAACUAGUCCUAUGCUCUUAACUAGAUUAGUUCCUUUUCCAUUAACUGCUUAAAGUAGGGCAGCUGUCUGAGCUGUUGGUUGUAAAUUUGCUAAUGUCUACUUCGUUAAUCUCAGAUACAAAAGGCAACAGAUAACAGGAACAAAGUUUUAGGACCUUGGGUUUUCACAGCCUGAAAUGAGCAUGGAAUAGUCCCAGGAAUGAGAAAUUGAAGAGAUAGGAGGAACUGUUACAUCGAGGAAAAGGGGAUGACUUCUGUCAUUAAUCUUAAUUAAUUGUCAAGAGUUUUAAAUCUGAGUUAUUAAUACUGAAAUUAAGCCCUUAAUGCACUGUUCAUGCUUUGGCAUCAGAUGCUCUUUUAUGAGAUAAGAGGUUUAGGAGGGAGGGAAGGGUGUGUGUGUGUGUGUGUGUGUGAGAGAGAGAGAGAGAGAGAGAAACCCAGAGAGGGAGAGAGAGAGACUUACAUAAAUAUUUUCAUUUACAUCUUUCAAACAUUUCCCUGGGUUAAUAUUCAGGCCUUCACCUUUUGACAGUUACUGUAGGGCAGUUAGGAAUUACAGAUAAGUAACAAUAAAUCCAAAUAAAAUCCCUAGGUAUAGCAUCAGCAGUAAAUCUGAAUAAUAUUACUUUCAUGGUUACUGGCAUACAAAAUACUUCACUGAAGAGGAAAUGUCAGAUUAUGGGCUAAAAGAGGAGGGAGGAUCAGGAGCAGAAAGAAGAAAAGAAGGGAAGAAAGAGGAAAAAAAUGAAAAACGGGGAAGAAAGAUUAUUCCUGUGAAACACACGCAGGCAAUAGGAGAUUCAAGCAUUUAUUUAAAUAAUAAGCUGCAAAUUAUAUCUUUGUAAGGUUGCGUACUCCACUAUAGUGAGGCAUUAAUCAUUUGGAAUGAAACUGACCCUUCAAAUGACUAAGACAUCUUAAAAUCUCUUUUUUUCCUCCCCCUCUAGCUGUUCCAUUCAUGUUUGUCAGGUUAAUCUCCCUUCACUAUUAAAUCUAUGUUGUUAUUCUGUGAUACUUUUCAAUGUAAAAUCACAGGAAACUAUAUUAAUUAUGAGUAUUUUGGCUAUAGAAAAAUGGCUUGCAGUUCUUCCAGAAGAAAUAUUUAAAAGCACAGAAGGCUCAAAAUUUAAGAAUAUGGUUUUAGGAUUAAAUCUCAUGUUCUCCAUGCAAAAUACAAAACAAAAAGGUGUGCAAUGAAAAUAUACAACGCAGUAGGGCGCCUGGGUGGCUCAGUUGGUUAAGCGACUGCCUUCGGCUCAGGUCAUGAUCCUGGAGUCCCGGGAUCGAGUCCCGCAUCAGGCUCCCUGCUCGGCAGGGAGUCUGCUUCUCCCUCUGACCCUCCCCCCUCUCAGCUCUCUCUCUCUCAUUCUCCCUCUCAAAUAAAUAAAUAAAAUCUUUAAAAAAAAAAAAAAGAAAAUAUACAACGCAGUAAAUUAAUUUAGUUUUUACACGUAUAUCUGACCUCUGACGACUGUGAACUAGCUUUCAGUAGCAAGUUAGAGUUAGUGGCUUAAACAUUAUUGUUUACAAAUUUGAAAUCACAGAUAUGGCUUUGAGACAUAUAUGUUUAUUCUUUGCAACAAUGUUUUCUUCUUUUUAUAUUAGCUUUAAAUGUAAAUAGGAAAACACAUGAAAGUGAAAUAGUAUUUAUCUAUUCACCUAUUUAUUUUUGUACAUAGUAACUAAUUAUUGGAGAGACAAGCAAAAAUCUGUAUAUGUCAAGAGUUUAGAUCUUAAUUUAUAGUUAGUGGACAGCCACUAAAGGAUUGGAGCUGGACAGCAACACGAUCAAAGAAAAUUAGAAUUAAGCUCUUGAAAGGUUCUCAAGGAAAUUUGUGACAGGAGUGGAGAUAAUUUGUGUUUUCCUGUAUAACUUAGCCCCAUUAUCAAUGUUUCUGUGUUUGUAUAUCGUCUUUUCAUUAUGAGUCACAAAAGAGAAUCGUAUAGGGGCGCCUGGGUGGCUCAGUUGGUUAAGCGACUGCCUUCGGCUCAGGUCAUGAUCCUGGAGUCCCGGGAUCGAGUCCCACAUCGGGCUCCCUGCUCAGCAGGGCGUCUGCUUCUCCCUCUGACCCUCCCCCCUCUCAUGCUCUCUCUCUCUCUCUCAAAUAAAUAAAUAAAAUCUUUAAAAAAAAAGAAUCGUAUAAAAAUUUUGAUGUAGCAAGUGUGGUGGAUUGUCAAGAGGUCAAGUGGUUUUUUGGAUAAGGUAACACUUUUUCCAAUGGGAAUCCUUUUUUUUUUUUUUUCUUUUUUGCUAGAGGGUGGAUAUCAACUUAGGUUUAUUAGCUACAAAAAAAGAGAUUCAUGGCUUCAGAUAUUUUUCUUGAUUUUUCAGGGGUCUUCUUCCUUGCUUCUUAGGGAUAUAUGAUAGAUAACUGAAGCUCAGGCUAGCGAUACCAGUGUAUGUGAACGCAUGUGUGUGUUCAUGUGUAUAUGUGUAUGUGGGGGGGUGUCUAUGCGUCUAAUGGGGGUAGCAGUGCCUUGUACUUGUUGAGGGCACUCCUAACUUCGGGAAAGAAGAAAUAUUUCAUAGGAAAGAUUUAGAACUCAAAUUCAGCUAACGGUCAUUGGCUACUUACUGUGUCUUAGGCAUGUUCUGUUAUGUAUAUCCAGUUCUUUGUAGUGCUGAGAGUUAGUCCCAUAGUACAGAUGAAGAAUAUGAGACACAGAGAUAUUUAGUGAAUUUCCCAAGGUUAUGCUGCUGGAAAGUAAUAGAACUUAGAUUCAAACCCAAGUUUUCUGAUUUCUGGCUCAGUGAGCACUCCCAUUUUGCCAUGCUGUCAUUUUUAGCGCAACACUUUAUUUUUCUCCCUUUUCAGAGAAUAACUGACUGAAUUAAGACAAUUAUACAGGUAGGAAAGUACUUUUAAAAUUUCAGUUUUGAAUCUGAUUCUUUUGAUACAGAAAUUAUUAAUUUUGUAUCAAUGUUUGUAUCAAUAAAUUGUUUUGGACUAUAUACAGAAUGCAUGCACAUUAGUCUCUUUCUAUAUGUAAUGUACAUUUAAUUUUGCAUGCAUCUAAAUAGAAGAUAACAUUUAGAAGUGACAAUGAAUUGCAUAGAAGGUUAAUAAGCUGCGUCUAUAAAUAAAAGAUACUAUUUAGAAUUGGCAAUAGAUUUCAUAGAAAGUUAAUAAGGAUCUUUUGCAUCACAAAGGACCUUAGAAGUUGUGUAAUUCAUCCCCUUCCCCUCCAGUUCAGUUCUGUGCUCCAGAAGGAAGAGCAUGUUCAAAGGCACAAGAGGUCUGGAAUAUCUGUGUAUUCCAGGAAUAGCAGAGUCCUAGCUAGGUUGGGGCAAGAACCUGGAAAUUAGGGAAGUAAGUUAUGACAAGAAAGCAGGAUUACAGAAGUCCUAAAGCCUUUGGUGACAUAUUGGUAAAAUCACUACACUGGGAGUCCAAAAAAUUGGAUCUCUAUACUGUCAUUGAUUAGCUUGAAACCCAGCACAAAUUGCCUCUUCUUUCUGGUCCUCAGUUUUCUCAUGUGUAUAUAGAGAAAUAAAUGAUCACAAAGAUACCUUUGAAUUCUAGCAAUCUUGUCUUUUUUUUCUAAUUUCAACCAAGCCAACUAUGUGAAGGCAGGACUUUUCCUGUAAUGUUCACAGGGCUAUCCCCAGGACAUUAUGCAUUGCCUCUCAGAUAGGAGGCUUUAAUAAACUCUGAUGACUGAAAGAAUUUAUGUAAGUAGAAAGUUUGGUCUGUUGUUUACAAACCUGUUUAAACUAAUUUGUACUUUUUUAGUAAUUAGACACUUUGUAAGCCCAUCAAUAAUUUUAGUAAUAUAUAUAUAAACAACUUGAAACUAAUAUAACACUGUAUGUUAACUUCACUGGAAUUAAAAUAAAAAUAAUAAUACAUAUAAACAUUUUACAAGUUACUUUAAAAGUUAAAAAAUUGCAUAUAUUCCUCACAGUAUUCUGAAACAUGUUUGAAAAACGGUAACAGUACUAUGAUUCUAGAUCCAUUUGCUGCUAUUAUGCUUUAAAUAAAUUAAAAAUAACUGCAUAUGGAAGAAAGUAGAAAGAAUACAGAUUUAAGAGAGCAGUAUAUUUAAAUUUUCUGCCAAUUUUCUGUCUUUUUAAGACUAGUCUAUUUCUUACUGCAUUUCUUCUUUCAGAAAAAGAGAAGAUAUUAAUGUGUGAUAUUGGAUUUUGUCAUUUUGAUAUGUUGCAAUUUGCUGCCUUGUGUCACAACUGCAAAGUAAUUUAAACACAAUUUUUUUUUAUUUAAUGCUAUUAUAAGCAGUGAAGUACUAAUGUGUUUCUGUCAUUAAAUAUAUAUAACUACGUGGAACCCUUCUCCCAUUGGGUCACUCUGAAAUUGAUUUUCCAACUUGAGUUAUCAGUAGUGGACAGAUGUUAAAUGAAAAUCAAUCUUUUUGAUUUAAGUUAACCAAAUACACUACUUUUAUUAAGUGGUCUUUUCCACUAACUAGGUGACAACACUUUUGGUGAUCUCUAGCCUUUAAAUGCUUUUAACAUAAAUCUCUAAGGACAAUGGUUUGAUCAUAAUUUUAUUCUUAUAGUAGAAUUAUCUUAACUCUUUUUUUUUUUUAAGAUUUUAUUUAUUUACUUGACAGAGAGACAGAGAGAGAGCACAGGCAGGCAGAGCGCAGGCAGAGGGAGAGGGAGAAGCAGGCUCCCCUCUGGGAGACCCCCAGGAUCAUGACCUGAGCCGAAGGCAGACACUUAACCAACUGAGCCACCCCAGGCGCCCCAGAAUUACCUUAACUCUUGUCAGUUAGAUAAAAUUAUAUUUUAGUAUUAUUUAUAAAUCAAAAAAUCCUGGGUUAAUAUUAUUUUAAUAUCAAAUUCUUAGAUAUUUAAUAUUUCAAAUGUAUAUGAGAAAUAUUUCCUUAAGAAUACAAUGUGGAUAGAAACAGCAAUUAUACAGGGAAUAAUAAAAAUCAAGCAAGACAUGGAAACACAGCAGCCUUUAGCUUCUUUUCCUUUUUUUUUUUCCUGCUGUAUCGUAUGGUAGUUCUAUUCUUAAUUUUUUGAGGAACCUCCGUACUGUUUUCCAUUGGCUGUACCUAUUUAUUUACUUAUUAUUUUUUAAUUGUUUAUUUUUAAUUUACUUAAUUUACUUAUUUUUUUAAUUGAAGUACAGUUGGGACACAAUGUUACAUUAGUUUCAGGUGUACAGUAUAGUGAUUCAACAAUGAGUCUAUAUGCCAUGCUCUGCUCACCACAAGUGUGACUACCAUCUGUCACCAUAUAAUGCUAUUACAAUACCAUUGACUAUGUUCCCUAUGUUGUGCCUUCUAUCCCUAUGACUUUAAAACAGGCAAAGAUAAAAAAUCAGGAAAGACCCCAAUGUGACAUAUACUUUAGGUAAUUAUAGUGAUGUUGGGACAGUGUCAGGAUCCAAAACUUUCAUGGCCAGCAUAGAAAGUCAACACUUGAAGAAUAGACUUACCUAAAAAAAUUGUUUAAGAAUAUAAUUCUAUGGAAGACAGCACACAUCACCAUCAUUAUUAAUAUCAUCAUUAAUAACAAAACCCAGCAUAAUCUCUAGAGAGGCACUUAUGUACCAGAUACUAUACUAGUGACCUUACAUAUGCUGCACUAAUUUUUAAAACAAUUCACUGCAAAGUACAUUUAUCCCCAUUUUAUAGAGAAGGACACUGAAGCUCAGAAAGGUCAGGUAAUUUGCCAGAGUCACAUAGGUAGGUGGUGAGUGAAUGGUAUUAACUUUCUUUGAACUUUAAAUAUGUUAUUGGAAAAUUUAGUUUGCUAAUUAAAUUCUACUUUAAUUUAUGUUUCCAAUUUAGUUGGCCAGUUAUACAGAAAAUGCACCACAGUUUAAAAUUCAGUGUUUUAGUUGUAACUUAUAGGCUCAUACAUUGAAUUGAGAAAAUUAUACCAAUGAAAUUAAAUUGAAGAGGCCAACAUAGAAAUGGAACAGACUAGUAAACUAUUUAAGGAACCUAAGAAUCACUAGUGACUAUUUAAACAUAAAAUAUCCAAAACAUAAAUAUUAAACAUUUUAAUCAAUCACACGGUUGGAAAUAUUGGGGUCAGAAUAUCAUUUGUGGAUUGAUUUUUGAGCAUCUACAGUUACUAUGCAGGGACCAAGCCUUAGGAACAAUUAUAAAACAUA
Molecule: messenger RNA, 14078 nt
Organism: Mirounga angustirostris (Northern elephant seal)
Lineage: Eukaryota; Metazoa; Chordata; Mammalia; Carnivora; Phocidae
Gene: ANTXR2
Product: ANTXR cell adhesion molecule 2
Exons: 18
Coding region: 148-1635 (495 amino acids)
Cellular component (GO): plasma membrane; cell surface
Molecular function (GO): transmembrane signaling receptor activity
Source: RefSeq, a predicted model, not a curated record